AUGGGUAGGAGAAAGAUCGAGAUCCAGCCUUUAUCAGACGAUCGAAAUCGAACAGUGACAUUUGUCAAGCGUAAAGCCGGACUCUUUAAAAAGGCUCAUGAAUUGGCAGUUUUAUGUCAAGUGGAUCUAUCUGUGAUAAUAGUGGGGAAUAACAAUAGGAUUUAUGAAUACUCUACCGUGGAUACCAAGGAAGUACUCAAUUGCUAUGAAAAGACAUUAAACACUAGAAAACAUGUGCAUGAAGCAAAAUCACCGGAAAAUUAUCUGAUAUAUCGUAAGAAGCGUCAUUUGCAUGAACCACUAACUGAUAAAAAAGGACGUGUUGUUGGUACCACAGCACAUUUGCAUGAUGACGAUGUUGAUCAAGAUAUGUUUGGUGAGGACGAAUAUGAAGAUGAUGACGAUGAAAGAGAUGAUACAUCUGAAGGGGAGAUACUGACACGUACGAGGAAAAGACCACGCAAUCGCCAAAGUACAGCAACAACGAAUAAAAGUCGUAAUCCCAAGGUGUUCAAUAGCAAGAGCUCACCCCCGCCUCCGCCUCCAUCACAAAUAUCACUAAACAACGUCCCACCUUUCAACAAGUACAAGAAACCCAGUAUCACCGUUUCCAGCCACCUGCAAAGUCUGCCACCUCUGCAACUGCAGCAAAAUACUCCAUCGCCGAACAUGGGACGCAAGGAAAACUCAUCACGACCAGUUUUAAGGGUGCAAAUUCCUACCGACGCAAAAGGGAAUCAGACCAAGUCGGGAACAUUCAAUUUGGAUAUAAAGGAAACAGGAAGUACUGAUACCGCACGAACAAUUACUGCAGUGGAAAACACCAGUUCUUCAAUGAAUCAAUCGUCAAAUAACCACACAGGCGUAAGUGGUAGUACGAGUGGAAGUCAUCAUGGCAUUGGUAAUGCUCAACAUUCAAUGCAUCUUGGUGAUGGGGAUGUGCUUCAUAAUACUGCAAACAGCAAAUACGGAGCUACUAAUCACUUGAUGCGUACGCAAACCCCAUCGGCAAAAUUUAGUGGCUACUCCUCUUUUCGGUCUCCUGAUUCACGAAAGCCAACUUUACCACUUCCAAUCAAUUCCAAAUCGCAGACGUCAUCGCCAGCGAGCGCUACUUAUCCAGGAUUACCUAACCCAUUAACCCAAUCAAGCGGAGGUGGUGUUAAUAGCCGAAGCAGUAGUGGUGGGAGCAACGUAAAUGCACCUCAUAUAGGAGACAACAUUCAAGCGGGGGAACGACAAAACAACAACUUGGGCAACAGUAAUAACAACAAUAAUGAAGUCAUGAGUGCGGACAAUAAUAAUUUGUUUUCGCCUUCGGGGGUGAAUCUCAAUUCAGGAUCGUUUUAUUCCAUGAACCAGGGACCAUCCAGUAGCUCGUAUAUGAACUACUCAAUGCAGGGAUUUAACCAGCAGUAUCAGCAGUAUAAUCAAAACGCGUCUAAUCAACAAAGUCUGCAACUGCCGCACCCACAAACGUAUCAGCAACAACUGCACCCACUACUGCAACUGCUGGCUUUGCCUCAAAGUGCCGUAAUUACUAGCGAGCUGCUGGGACAGCUUCCAUCAGCACAGCCACAAGAUUCAGCAACAAAAAGUCGUCCACAGAUAUCAUUCUUUGGACAGCAUGGUCAACAAAACCUACAAAUGCAACAGCAACAACAACAGCAACAACAACAGCUGCUGCAGCUGCAGAUGCAACAAAGUUUUGGCAAUAGCGGUGGUGGUGGUGUUGGUGGUGGUGGUAGUGCUAGUGGUGGUGUCAAUGGAGAGCAGACCCCAAUAUCAGCAUUACCAUCUCGCUAUGUGAAUGACAUCUUUCCAUUCCCCUCACCUUCCAAUUUCUUGGCUCCUCAAGAUUGGUCCACGGGUAUGACUCCCACAACAUCUCAAGCUCCACAAUUUUUCAUGAGCAUGAUGCCAUUGAAUAGCGGUGGCGGUGGUAAUAGUGGUGGUGGAUAUCAUUCUCAAGUUCAACAACAAUCACAAUCGCUUCAGCAGGAUAAAGGUUUUUACAGUGACGACCGGAGUAGACCCAAUGCGGGAAUCGGUACAGAGCAGGCGCAGCCAGCAAGGACUGCAACAACAGGCGUCGUUUCAUCAAGAGAGGCUACUUUUGGUGCUAUCGCCGAGGAAGAUGAGAACGGCAGUGGUAGUGGCAAUCAUAGUAGUGUUGCACCUACCAAUGUUGAUGAUGGAAGCAAGGUUACAAGUCAUGUCACCACUGAGGCGACAUCUACUGGUGCCCCAUCGGAUGUGUAA
Molecule: messenger RNA, 2262 nt
Organism: Lodderomyces parapsilosis
Lineage: Eukaryota; Fungi; Ascomycota; Pichiomycetes; Serinales; Debaryomycetaceae
Gene: RLM1
Product: Rlm1p
Exons: 1
Coding region: 1-2262 (753 amino acids)
Biological process (GO): positive regulation of transcription by RNA polymerase II
Molecular function (GO): RNA polymerase II cis-regulatory region sequence-specific DNA binding; protein dimerization activity; DNA-binding transcription factor activity, RNA polymerase II-specific
Source: RefSeq, a predicted model, not a curated record